AUGGCGUCCUUCGUGCCGGGCCCCGAGUUGGUAGAGCGAUUCCACCGUGACGGCUUUUUGGUCCUUCGGGCUGAGGAGCACGGCCUGGUGAGGCCUGAGCAGCUGCAGGCCUGGACCAGAGAAGUACGCGAAUGGCCGGCCGAAAGGGGCAAAUGGAUGCCGUACCACGAGGUCAACACAGAUGGGACACGACAGCUCAUGAGGACGGAGAACUUUGUGGACUUUCAUCCCGAGUUUCAUGCAUUGCUGUGCGGCGAGGCGUUGGCGAAGAUACUAAAAAGCAUUUCGGGAGACGACAUGCUUCUCUUCAAAGACAAGAUCAACUACAAACUCCGCUCGGGCAACGGGUUUGCAGCGCACCUGGACGCGCCGGCAUACGACCACAUUGGCAAGAUCGAGCACCUCACCGCCAACUUCGCCGUUGACGAAGCGAACGCCGACAACGGCUGCAUCGAAGUCGUGCCGGGGUCGCACAAGAUGGACGUCGAACUCGCUCACGGCGGCGCCAUCUCCAAAGCUUGGGAAGACAGCCACGAGUGGACGAAGGUUCCGCUCCGGCCGGGCGAUAUUCUGCUGUUUGGGAGUCAUCUCGCGCACAGGAGCGCGCCGAACCGCACGAGUAGCAACAGAAGUAGCAUCUAUGCGACGUACCACGGGAAGAGUGACGGAUUGGACCUGAGGCAGAGGUACUAUAAGCACCGGAGGGAGAAUUUCCCGCCUGACCACGAGCGCGUUGCUGGGAAGGAUUAUAGCCAGGGCUAUAAGACAUACGGUUUCGCAGCUCCGUUCAUGUCGGAGAAGCAGGUUGAGCAGGAUAGCGUGAGGGUGCAGCCCGUUCACUAG
Molecule: messenger RNA, 843 nt
Organism: Fonsecaea erecta
Lineage: Eukaryota; Fungi; Ascomycota; Eurotiomycetes; Chaetothyriales; Herpotrichiellaceae
Exons: 3
Coding region: 1-843 (280 amino acids)
Source: RefSeq, a predicted model, not a curated record